AUGUCCAUUGCGCUAGAAGACGAUUACGACGCGUUUAUGGCUGCGCUCUGUUUUGUAGAUGAGUUUAUGAAUACGGAGACGAAUACGGCGUCAUUUUCCAUUGCAUACGAAGGAUUUCCAGCCGUUAAUUCCAUUGGAUCGAAUGAUAACAAAUUGACACACAACAGCACGGCGGCUGCCACGUUCUUGAUACAACAAGAUAAAACAAAUACGGGCGAAGCAAUACGAUGCAAUACCAUAAGUAAAAAAAGAGUGAAAGGGUGUCAAAUGUCGCGGAACAGUACACGAAAUCGAGCACGGGAUCAGGAACGACGAGAACUUUUAUACUUGAGAGAAAAGGUGACAGACAUGCAACAGAAGCUACAGACACUUGAGAGACUGCGUCUUCCUUCUGCACUAAUUACUACAGGAAGACAUGUACAAAAUGAUACAAGAGUCGAUCAGGACGAGGAGGAGGGUGACACUAUAUCGGAAGUGUGGAAGGAAAUGGCUAGUCAUCAACUUGAACAGAGACUCAAGUCUGAGAGAGAGAAUCGACAUUUAAAAAUGGUCUUGGAAGGACAAAUGAGAAUUGCCAAGAGUCUUGAAAAGCUACUUCAGACUAGAGCUACAACGACUGCUCUUGAAAGCUACUUGGGUACUGUUCAGAAAUUAAAGAGGAUGCACGUAUCGACGCCAAAUCGGUCGGAUGAUAAUGUUUUCAAGGAACUCAUGAUGGGCAUUGACUCAGCUUAUGAAGAGGUUGACGAUGUGUUUCAUGACACCGGGUUAGACUCCAAGGAGUCGUCGUUUAGUGAUGCUGAGAUGCAUGAAGCAGCUGAUGGCGUCUACAUGAAGAUAUUUGCCAGUAAGGUAUUACCGUUUGAUGUGACUUCAACAGGAACGGCUGCAUGGCGAUAUUUUUCGCGGUCAAUGGAGCACAUGCCGUUUCGAUUUCUGUAUCACAAGGAUCUUCAAGUGAGUUUGAAUAUGGAAACGACAGACAACACUAUUAUCGAAAGCUUUGGUAUGGAGCUGCAUGCGAAAGGCACGCAAGCGGAUUACCGCGUAAAACAAAUUGUGCGUCGAUAUGUUGAAGAAGAUCGUGUAGUGAUUGUCUGGCGAUCGUAUAUCGAUCCAGUGAGUUUUGCAGGUAAUGCGGUGUGUGGAGCCGAGUUCCAAGAGAAGGGCUACCUUGUAGUGCGUCGACCACGCGCUAUGCCUCCUCACUUUGCUUUGCUACAAACGUGCUACUUAAUUUCUCCUGCACUUCCCAUUCGCUCUUUAUCGGAUGAGCGCGCUGUUACAGGUGAGCUUACGGAUUUUGUAUUGAGUGGCACUGAGGCCAAUGUUGCUUCAUGUCAUCAGAUGAUAGAGAAUAUUCUGUUCAAUGAGGCUCUGAAAGCUAAUCGUCAAACGUAG
This is a messenger RNA of Peronospora belbahrii, 1401 nucleotides long. The record is from the annotation of a GenBank genome assembly. NCBI's taxonomy places the organism in Eukaryota, Oomycota, Peronosporomycetes, Peronosporales, Peronosporaceae.